CGGCCUCAAAGUUUGCGGCGGCCGGGCGCGGAGCCUCCAAGAUGCCGUUCCACCCGGUGACGGCGGCGUUGAUGUACCGGGGCAUCUACACCGUGCCCAACCUGCUGUCGGAGCAGCGCCCCGUGGACAUCCCCGAGGACGAGCUGGAGGAGAUCCGCGAAGCCUUCAAGGUGUUCGACCGAGAUGGUAAUGGCUUCAUCUCCAAGCAGGAGCUGGGGACAGCCAUGCGCUCACUGGGCUACAUGCCCAACGAGGUGGAGCUGGAGGUCAUCAUCCAGCGUCUGGACAUGGACGGUGAUGGCCAGGUGGACUUUGAGGAGUUUGUGACCCUUCUGGGACCCAAGCUUUCCACUUCAGGGAUCCCAGAGAAGUUCCACGGCACAGAUUUUGACACCGUCUUCUGGAAGUGUGACAUGCAGAAGCUCACAGUGGACGAGCUGAAGCGGCUGCUGUAUGACACCUUCUGCGAGCACCUGUCCAUGAAGGACAUAGAAAACAUCAUCAUGACAGAGGAGGAGAGCCACCUGGGCACAGCCGAGGAGUGCCCCGUGGACGUGGAGACCUGCUCCAACCAGCAGAUCCGCCAGACGUGCGUGCGCAAGAGUCUCAUCUGCGCCUUCGCCAUCGCCUUCAUCAUCAGCGUCAUGCUCAUCGCGGCCAACCAGGUGCUGCGCAGUGGCAUGAAGUAG
This is a messenger RNA of Castor canadensis (American beaver), 689 nucleotides long. RefSeq names its product calcium binding protein 7 (gene Cabp7). Gene Ontology annotation, cellular component: trans-Golgi network membrane. The record is from RefSeq and is a predicted model, not a curated record. Gene Ontology annotation, molecular function: calcium ion binding. Lineage: Eukaryota; Metazoa; Chordata; Mammalia; Rodentia; Castoridae.